Molecule: messenger RNA, 1424 nt
Organism: Rubroshorea leprosula
Lineage: Eukaryota; Viridiplantae; Streptophyta; Magnoliopsida; Malvales; Dipterocarpaceae
Source: the annotation of a GenBank genome assembly
UCUCUUGUCCUCAUGUGAAUGCGUGGCAACAAAAUAACGUGAGGCUCUUUCUCAACCAAAAUAAUAUUUAUGUGCAGUCUCAUUUGCCCUUUCUUUUCUUUUUUUUUUUUAUUUUCCACUGGUAUCCGGGCUUCGUCCCGAUUAAUUCGGACUCAACUCGGGUCUCGCGUACCUAAAAAUAAUGGAUGAGUCUCCCAACGGAGACUACUGCAUACAAAGUCUCAAACUUAAAACCUUAUUUAAAUUGGAACAAGUCGUUUACCAUUUGAUUCAACCCCUUUGGUGUCAUUUGCCCUUUCGAUACCCUCAAAAAGCCACACCGCCGUUCUCCAUUCACGUCGCCAGCCGUCUUCUUCCCGAUUCCCACUAUGAUCCCUAUCUCAGAUUUCUCCCGCCUGUUUUUCACUUGUGCUGGUAUCUUUGCAAUUGUUUGGUAUACAUGGACAUACUUCAAAUCCAGAAAGGGGAUUUCAAAGUUGCCACCUGGACCCCCUGGCCUCCCUCUCGUCGGCAACCUUCCCUUCCUUGACCCUGAGCUUCACACCUAUUUCACUGCCGUGGCUCGGAAAUAUGGACCAGUUGUCAAGCUUCAACUAGGAACCAGGAUUGGUAUACUGAUCACCUCCCCUACCCUGGCCCGUGAAGUCCUCAAAGACCAUGACAUCACAUUUGCUAACCGCGACAUGCCCGCCGUCGGGGGACCAGCAACGUACGGUGGCUCUGACAUCGUGUGGAACCCUUACGGACCUGAGUGGCGGAUGUUGAGGAAAGUCUGUGUGGUCAAGAUGCUAAGCAACACGACUCUGGACUCUGUUUAUGCGCUCCGGCGAAGGGAGAUCCGGGGAACUAUGGCUUAUAUCAACAGUCGGGUGGGGUCCCCAGUGAAUGUUGGGGAGCAAGUGUUUCUAACCAUAUUGAAUGUGAUUACGAGCAUGUUGUGGGGUGGGACAAUGCAGGGCGACGAGAGGGCUGCCCUUGGGGCAGAAUUCCGGAAGGUGAUCUCCGACAUCUCCGACCUUUUCGGUUUACCCAACGUUUCAGAUUUUUUCCCGGCUCUGUCCCGGUUUGAUUUGCAGGGCUUGGUGAAACGGAUGGGGACGCUGGCGAGUAAGCUGGAUACAAUCUUCGAUAGGAUAAUUGAGCAGCGGCUGAAGAACGAAGAAGGAGAAGAAAGCAAGGAUUUCUUGCAGUUUCUAUUGAAGUUGAAGGAUGAAGGCGAUCCUAAGACCCCUUUCACCAUGACUCACCUCAGAGCCUUGCUCAUGGUAAGUUUCUAAUUUUUUCCAUAGUAAGUCAGAUCUCUCUGCCUCUUUCAACACACUAACUAAGGUUGGAAUUGGACAGGAUAUGGUGGUAGGCGGAUCUGACACAUCCUCCAACUCAAUAGAGUUCACCAUGGCUGAAAUCUUGAACCACCCAGAGGU